AUGCCACAAACAGAAACGACCGUUGCCGACAUUAAAUACACAGUAGAAAGAAUCAAAUAUGACGAUCUUCCUAAACAAGUAUAUAUCCACCAAUUGGUACCCAUUUCCACUAACACUAAAGCUACUUCUGCCGAUUCUAUUGAAACAAGUGAUGUAAACGCUGAUUCUACAAAUGAAGUAGACUCAUCUCUUGUAUUCCGGAGAAUAAGAUUUGGUGGCCGCUUAUAUGGUUUACGUGCUGGAUUUUUUAAUUUCCGGUACCGUGUGUAG
Molecule: messenger RNA, 270 nt
Organism: Cetraspora pellucida
Lineage: Eukaryota; Fungi; Glomeromycota; Glomeromycetes; Diversisporales; Gigasporaceae
Source: the annotation of a GenBank genome assembly